AUGAUCGUCAAUCGCCUGAACUACCGAAGUUCUCAUUCUCAACCGCAAUCUUCGUCGUCAAUGGAGCUCCGGCGAAAACUGGCACAUAUUAUCUAUCGUCACCGUCAAGUGCAGAACGCAUUCAAUCAGCUGAAGUCGCAGAUCAAGACCGGCUUGACUGAAGCUGAGGAUGUAUUCGCGUCUCUAGCUAUUCCAUUGGUGAAGCUAGUUGGUCUGAAAACUGAGGAAAUGGCGGAUGAAGGAAGAUUCAACACAAUUUUGACGAAACAUGAUUCAAAUUCUCAAGAUAGCAGGAUGAACGAUCUAGAAAUGGAGAUGGAGGUAAAAUCACAUUCGGCUUCAAGUGGAAAAGAGAAAAGUUAUCAAGAAAUAUGCUAUGGAACUCAAGCAUCCAUUAUUGCAGAAGAUCUUAGAAAUAGACAGAAACUGCAGCUAACACGACUAAUUUAUAUCCUUAAAGGAAUUGAAACUCAAGUUAACUCUAGCCAGAAUGACAUCCUUCAGACUCUUGCAGAUAAUAGGGAUUCCAUCCUGAGGUUCUUCCAAAAAGCCUUUACAUUUAUAGCUGCAGUUUGUCAAUCAGAUCAAACUCAUUCCACACUUCCUGUCACUGUAAAGAUCCUUCAAGAUGCAUGUAAGCGAAUAGGUGAAGUACUUAGUUCAGUAGAGGAAGGUGUAGAAGACAUGAUUCAUGAACUAGCUAAACAUCUGUGUACACCAAUGAUUGAGUAUGUCAAAUGCCUGAAGGCUGAAUUAGCAGCUGAACCAAUUCUUCAACUUUUGGCUAUAGUGGAUCAGAUGGAAUUAGCUAUGAUAGAUGGAAAACUGGAGUUGAAUGAAUCAAGAAAGACUAGGAGAUUAGCUGAAGAGAGAAGUGUUGAGGCUUUUACUAGAUUAAAGAAAUCAGAAGAGAAAAUAGUCAAAAUGAAAGAGUUCUUAGGGUUUCUUCUAGAAUCCAGAAAAGGGUCCAUGGAUCAUGUUCUUGGCAAACAGGAGUUGGUUGGUGGAGAUCAAUAUCAGGGGAAAGAUGAGAAGAUAAUGUAUGAAGUGCUGAAAAAGAAAAGGAAAAACUCUGUAUCUGUUAGUCCACUUGGACCUGGACAGCUUCAAUGCAUAGGGUUCCAUAACCAUUUGAAUGAUCCUAGAAGGAAGAGUACAGCCAUAGCUGGUAAAUGGUUGAAUAUAAGAAACCCUUCUAGAGUGACGACUCCACAUACCACUAACUUGGACCUUAGACUGCCACUUGGGUCAUCACCAUCAUUGGUUAAUUUGUCAUGCAAACGACUGAAAAAAGGUUAG
Impatiens glandulifera is the source of this 1299-nucleotide messenger RNA. RefSeq lists its product as uncharacterized. The coding region runs from base 1 to 1299 and encodes 432 amino acids. The transcript has 5 exons. Lineage: Eukaryota; Viridiplantae; Streptophyta; Magnoliopsida; Ericales; Balsaminaceae. The record is from RefSeq and is a predicted model, not a curated record.